Anas platyrhynchos (mallard) is the source of this 5651-nucleotide messenger RNA. RefSeq names its product target of myb1 like 2 membrane trafficking protein (gene TOM1L2). Gene Ontology annotation, cellular component: membrane; endosome. The record is from RefSeq and is a predicted model, not a curated record. Gene Ontology annotation, molecular function: phosphatidylinositol binding; clathrin binding; ubiquitin binding. NCBI's taxonomy places the organism in Eukaryota, Metazoa, Chordata, Aves, Anseriformes, Anatidae. Gene Ontology annotation, biological process: signal transduction.
AGGGGGCAGGGAGGAGGGCGGGCCGCCGGGCCGCUGUUUGUUGUCAUCCCAAGAUGGAGUUCCUGCUGGGGAACCCCUUCAGCACCCCGGUGGGGCAGAGCCUGGAAAAGGCCACAGAUGGCUCUCUGCAGAGUGAAGACUGGACACUUAACAUGGAGAUCUGUGACAUUAUCAACGAGACAGAAGAAGGCCCUAAGGAUGCCAUUCGAGCACUGAAGAAGAGGCUGAACGGAAACAAAAAUUACAGAGAGGUCAUGCUGGCUCUGACGGUGUUGGAGACCUGUGUGAAGAACUGUGGCCAUCGCUUUCAUGUCUUAGUGGCAAACCGUGACUUCAUAGAUGGCGUUCUGGUGAAAAUCAUCUCGCCCAAGAAUAAUCCCCCCACUAUUGUGCAGGAUAAAGUACUAGCGCUGAUUCAGGCUUGGGCUGAUGCCUUUCGAAGUAGCCCUGAUUUAACUGGAGUAGUGCAUAUUUAUGAAGAACUCAAGAGGAAAGGCAUAGAGUUUCCCAUGGCAGAUCUCGAUGCUUUAUCUCCAAUCCACACACCACAGAGGAGUGUUCCCGAAGUUGAUCCUGCAGCAAAUAUGCACAAUUCACAGUCUCAGCAAAGGAUGAGCACCAGUUCUUACUCUUCAACUUCUCCAACGGCGUAUUCUGCUCCUCAGGCUCCAGCUCUGAACGUGACUGGUCCCAUCACUGCUAACUCUGAACAGAUUGCCCGGCUGCGCAGUGAACUGGAUAUUGUUCGUGGGAAUACAAAAGUGAUGUCUGAAAUGCUGACAGAAAUGGUACCUGGACAAGAGGAUUCCUCAGACCUUGAGUUACUCCAGGAACUGAACCGAACCUGUAGAGCUAUGCAGCAGAGAAUUGUGGAGCUGAUCUCACGAGUGUCCAACGAAGAAGUCACAGAGGAGCUGCUGCACGUGAAUGAUGAUUUAAAUAACGUCUUCCUCAGAUACGAAAGAUUUGAACGUUACCGAUCAGGGCGUUCGACGCAAAAUGCCAGCAAUGGGGUACUGAACGAGGUGACAGAAGAUAAUUUAAUAGAUUUGGGGCCUGGCUCUCCAGCUGUAGUAAGCCCAAUGGUCGGAAACUCAACACCCCAGUCUUCACUUUCUUCACAGCUUGCAGGGCUUGACUUGGGUACAAACAGCGUCAGUGGCACGCUCGGCUCCCUACAACACAGUAACCCUCGUGAUGACUUCGACAUGUUUGCACAGACGAGAGGCAGUUCCUUGGCUGAGCAGCGAAAGAACGUGACAUACGAGGAUCCACAGGCUGUCAAAGGACUGGCGUCCGCCCUGGAUGUUCGGAAACAGAACACAGGAGUGAGGAGAGGUAAAGGUGGGAACUCAGACAUGGAGCCCAUAGACAAGUGGCUAAUUACACAAGGAAUGAUCCCUGUUGCACAGUCCUCUGUCAUGGAUGACAUUGAGGAGUGGCUCAGUACCGACUUGAAGGGAGAUGAGCUGGAAGAAGGAGUGACCAGCGAAGAAUUUGACAAAUUUUUAGAAGAGCGAGCCAAAGCGGCCGAGAUGGUUCCCAACCUGCCGUCCCCUCCCCUGGAAGCCCCCACCCCGCCGACAAACCCUUCGAGCAGGAAAAAGCAGGAGCGCUCGGAGGACGCCCUCUUCGCACUCUGAGGAUUUGCUCGGCCACCCCCUGGGCUCUGCAGGAGAAAAAUCGCCGUCCGGCCACCUCGUCCUCUCUCAGCACUCGGCUAACAACGCCCCCCUCGCCCCCCCCGGCUCCACCGAUCGCUUCUCCUCCUUCUCCUCCCUCCCUGUCUCCAGCAACCCAUCCCCACAAAGCCGACUUCUUUCUAUUUCAGUCCGACGCUCUUCCUGCCAGACCACGAUUUUCCAGCACUUGCUUAAUCCCCUCCUUCCUAUCCCGGCUGCACAAAACCAGCUCUUGAUGCUGAAAACCUCUUUCGAAUGCAUGAGUACGUCACACUGUGUUGAAACAAAAGCCCAGAGGGGAGAGAGCAGCCUUGCCCUUCAAUUUAUGUCGGGAUCAUCCUCUUCUGGAGGCAGGUCCUGCCAAGUAGACUGCUCUGUCGAUCAGCAUGGAAUUGACUGAGCUGGAAUGUUCAGAGGGAGCGGGGCUUUAUUUUUAGAUAAAAUGUUAAUGUAUUGGCUUUCGUGUCGGAUUCGACAGCAAGGAGCAACUGUUCCCCUUUCAACAUGUGCUUCACAAGUUAAAAUCCUUUUACUCUCCCACUCACACAUCUCCUGCUACCAUAUGGUGGCCGCUUCUCCCCGCGCGGCGCGGCGCUCCGGAUUCCUAAUCUCACGGGGUAUUUUCUUCCUUGUGUUUUAUCUGGGCUUGCUCUAAUUUGAAAGCAGUCUGUUGGCUCUGUCCGGUCGCUCUGGCAGUUGACGAGAAUGAAAAGCGCCGAGCUGAAUGGAUGCUGGAACGUUAGCACACCGAGCAGUUUGCUCUUUGGGAGAGCAUUUCGCGCAGGAGGAUUUUUUUAUUUUAUUUUAUUUUUUCUAGAGUGUUUGCCUUUUUUUAAAAUAGCUGGGUUAUUUUUUCCUUACCUUAGAUCCCUUCCUCAGUGGCUGCAGAGCCCUGCGUUUGUCUGGGCUGGCGUAAAUAGCAUCUGUGAGGAGAGGAGAACCCUACAGAGGCUCGUGAGGGAAUGCUGAUGGAGAUGGUUAUCCGUAGCCGUGCUGGAGGAGGAACAACUCCUUUCCUUUAGGGCUUGAGAGAGUCUUGGAUGAUUGUGGCCAUGCUAGAUGGAACCCUAAAUGUUUUUGGAGCAUCCUUUGCAGCCCCUGCCCCUUUAUCACUCCCAGCUCCUGGGGGGCUGCUCUUCCUGGGGGGAUUCCUCCCCGUGCGCCCACCUCGCCUUGGCACAGCCGGGCUGCCCGGGCUGCUGCUGCGUGCCGAGCUGGCUCCGGUGCUGCUUCUAGCGCACGAAGCCGUGCUGCAGACAGCUGAUGUGAGAGAGAGAGGCUUUAUCCGGGCACGGUUGGUUCAGCUCCUAACAAACUCUGAGGCACGCCGCGCUCGGUGGCUCGCGACGCAGAAAAACCUUGUCCCUGGUGGGCUGAGGGCUGUCAGCUCCAGCUCUGCAGGGAAGAAUUGUUUGGUGCAGGUUUUCCAGGCCACCCCAGGUCAGCUGGCCCUUUCUGCUGUCCCUGCCAUCCUCCCUUCUGUCCUGCCCUGCCUGCCUUGGCCACCCCCAGCUCUGCUUUGCCCCCCCUGCUGCCCCGUAGCCCCCUGUACGGCUUGCAAGAGGCCAAGAAAAAUCAGUAUAAGGAUGGAGAUGGCUUGGGGACCACGCUGCCUCUUCUCCCUGCUUGCUGGCUCACCCUCUGCGUCCCCGAAGCCUCGCUGUGUGAGUCUGCAGAGGGUUUCCCUCAAUUUUUCUCCUCUCUGUGGCUGAAGGAAAGCGCCCUGCUGCUCUCCCGCGCCGCCCUCGCUCUUUGGCACAAGGUGAGCCCGACACUCAGGUGCUGGGGUGCCAGACACCCCGCAGCCAGCUCCUGCCAGGCUCUGCCUUCCUGCAGCUGUGGCCCCAAGCUCCAGAAACCCGAGGAAAUUUCUGCUGCGGCGCUGAUUUGGUUCCAGACAGCGUCUGGUGAUCGCCCGAGCAGCCUCGCCGGCGCAGAAGGAGCUGUGGGUAUUCCCGUCGGUGCAGAAAAAAGCUCCGUGGGUGUUUUUAGGAGUGUGCUUCUGCUUCUAAAUCCUUGAAACACGUCGACCCCGUAAAUGGCCGCAUCAGGUGAUUCUGAGCGUGUUAAUCCAGCUUCCCUGCCAAGCCCAGGGCGAUAAUCGCAUGGCUCAAGCGCGGAGCGAUGCCGAAUGAUGCUGAGUGGCAAGAACAGCACCAGGGCUGUCACCAGAGCCCCUGGAGUCCCCCACUGCUAUGGAUUUGCUGCCCCUCCUUCCCCCAGCCCUACACAAAGACAGGGAGCUGGGAACCCCGCUUCUUCCUCCUAAGCCUGGGGGGGCUCUCGGUGGAGGUGCAGCCCCCCGGGGCUGGCCAGGCUGGCUCCCACAGCACCCAGCACGCAGGGGAGGGAAAUGAUGGCAGGGAAAGAGCGUGUGGAGGAGCCAAGGUUUGUCCUGAGCCUCCUUUAACAGACGGAGAGCUGCGCUGGAGCUCCCUAAUGUCCUGUAUCAGGAUCCCCCACCUUCCCCGUCCUCGUGCGCCCUGCGGAUAACCUGCAAGCUGGAAACAGCCUGGGAGGAAAGGGAAGGGGAUUUUCGCUUUGGAAGACUGACCCGUGAUUAAUUUUUCCUUCGCUUUCACCCUAAAUUCCUCCGUGCAAGUGGCCGUGGUGUGAGCGAGAAGGGGGAUGGAGCUUUGCGCCUGGGGAACCAUCCUGAGGCUCCCCGGGCAGGCCGGGGGGCACGGCUUGCUAACGACACUAAAUUAUUCCCGGGGUCCUUCGUCAGUUCUAAUCCUACCCUGUCCUAGGUUGAGAUAUUUAUUUUGUCAGUGUAUUCCCUUUCCGGUGUGUUUUUAACCCCUUCUGUUAACCCCGAGGUGUAAGAAAUGAAUGCUUUCUAUUUAAAUGCCUCCUUCGGGUUUUUUUUUGUUGUUUUUUUUUUAAUUGUUGCGUGUAGCUUUCAGCUGCUCCUUGGGCAGGUGUGGUAGCUCACAACGCGCCGUGCGGACAUCCAGGGUGCUUCGGCGAGGCUCACAGAACUGCUCCUAAAAACGUGCCCCGGUGGUUUUGAAAGGGAACAGCCUCAGUGGGGAGACUGGUGCGUACUGGGGUGCUGAGGUCUCCUUUUGGCUGCUGGGAUCCUGCGGGGCUCUGCCUGUGCUAUCUCCAUCCCUGCUGGGCCAGGCUCAUCCAGCCCAGUCAUUGUUUACCUCCUCCGUGCUGACCACAAGGCUCGCCGAGCCUACCCUGGAAAAAAAAACAACAAAACAGCUCAGGACGGAUAUUUUUAUGGAAAUACUGAAGCAGGCAAUCGGCGAGUGGAUUUGUAGGCGUCCUGGAGGUCACCCUUCAGCUGCUGGGGCACCCACGGCUCCUGCUGAGGAGGCAGGGAUCCCCAGCCGUGCCCUCGGAGGCGAUGCUGGUGUCCGCCAGCACAAUUCACCCCAAAAUGCAGCCUCUGGAGCAGGCUCCCAGCCCCGGCGUCCCCGCUGCUCCGUCCAGGAGAGAGGUGAGGAUGCGUUUUGCUGAGGGCCAGCUGGAUUUGGAGCCUCACCAAGCUCCGGUCCUGCUGAGCCCGCGGCAAACAGGCGCCCACCUCCCAGCUCUGGGUUUUUAUGAGCUCCUCGUUCUGUACCCGGCAUUACGAGCUGUCGUUAGCCCUACAAAUGUAACCUGUGUAAUAGCUUCUCUGUAUAUUACAGCUGUAGGCUUUCCAGAUGAAAGUGGAUAAUAUUUAUUUACUGAAGAUACUGGGUAUUUUUUUUUGUUUGUUUGGGAACGGGGUAGGGAGAGGAGGGGGACGUAACUACUUACAGAGAUCGACUGCGUAAAGAGGAACAAAACGCAAAAAAAAGAAAAAAAAAAAAAGUGAAGAAACCCAACACUAAAACGUUGCUGUAUUCACCUAGCAAGUGUUCACUCACGGGAGAUUCACCUGUAUUAAUCCGCCGUCGUUUAACUUGUUCCAGAAAUCAUCUCUACUUUGGUUCCUGCAUGUGAGAUUCUCCAAUAAACGCACUACUCGUG